Molecule: messenger RNA, 321 nt
Organism: Cryphonectria parasitica EP155
Lineage: Eukaryota; Fungi; Ascomycota; Sordariomycetes; Diaporthales; Cryphonectriaceae
Exons: 4
Coding region: 1-321 (106 amino acids)
Source: RefSeq, a predicted model, not a curated record
AUGGAUCGCCUCCGGUCCGAGAAACUCUCUCUCUCUCUCUCUAUCUUUCUCAAGCUCGUUUGGAACGAAUGGCCGAAAACGGAGAACCCCAGAUUUCAAGAUACGCAGGGUAUUCCUCACGGUCGUGGUAGCGAGGAGCAAGAAGAGAACCCGCGUGCCAACGUAGAGAAAUUAGACGCAACGGGCGCGCGGAGUACAGAGUGGGUGAUAUUUGAGCCUUGGCAGGGGAUCCGGUCCACAAAGAAGAAGAAGAAGAAGAAGAAGAAGAAGAAGAAAAAAGUCUCCGGAUACAUCUUCUUGGUCAUACAUUCCCUGACCUGA